CACACAUUAAAUCUUCAUAUCAUCUCAUCUUCUUCAUUCUUCAUUCUUCAUUCUUCAUAUCAAAAACAACCGAAAAAAAGAAUACAGAGAAAAAAGAGAGAACAACAUAUCAACAACAACAAAGGAAAGAAUACCCAUAUUUGUGUUCAUGACACAACAACCCACCACCACCAUGACUUCUUCUAAUGAUUCCAAGAAAACCCAUCAAUCCAAUGAUGAUUUUAAGGUGAUCCAUGAAUCCAAGACUGAUCAAACUGGGUCAAAAAACCCGCCUUCUUCUAAACCUCACCAUGAAAAAGAGGUUACUUCUGCAUUAAGACCACAACCACCACCACUGCCACCAGCUAGCACCACCACCACUACCAGUGAUGGUGGUGGGGCAAUGGCGGAGGUGAGCGGGCGAGAGAGGCUGAAGAGGCACCGGGUGGAGGUGGCGGGUCGGGUUUGGAUACCGGAUAUAUGGGGCCAGGAAGAGCUGCUCAAGGAUUGGAUAGACUGCACUACCUUUGAUGCUUCAUUAGGGAACAGGAAUAUAACUUUGGCUAGAGCAGCUUUGGUUGAAGAAGGAAGGUUAAGAGCUAGUUCCAGUGGCUUGAGGAUAGAGAACAGGUGUUAAAAAAUAUUUUAUUUAUUUUUCUUGUCUCUUAUUUUGUUUCUGUUUGGUUUUGAUUAAACCUAUGUUGAACAUUUUGAUACUACAAGAAACAAGUUUAUUAGAAUGAUUUAUUGGGUGUUUAAUUAUCA
Molecule: messenger RNA, 744 nt
Organism: Camellia sinensis
Lineage: Eukaryota; Viridiplantae; Streptophyta; Magnoliopsida; Ericales; Theaceae
Source: RefSeq, a predicted model, not a curated record